UUCGUUUUCUUCUCCUUCUCCUUAUUCUCCAUUUCUCUCACUUCACAAAUGGAAAAAAAAACAAUCACUUCAUAUUCCACAAAUCAUCUUGUUUACACAUCUUGCACCAAAGCAAGUUACCCCAAAAUUUGCAUUAGAACCCUCUCAUCAUACUCAACCAUAAAAACACCAAAAGACUUAGCAAAAGCAUCACUAAAUGUGAGUAUUUCAAGAGCCAACAAAGCAUCAAAAUUCCUCAAAAAUCUCAAAGUGAAAAGCAAAAGAGAAAAAGGGGAACUUGUUGAUUGUAUAGAGCAAAUAGGUGACUCUAUACAUGAGCUUAGAAAAGCACUUUUUGAGCUAAAACACUUGCAUAAAGGGAUUGGUUUUAAGUUCCAAAUGAAUAAUUUGGAGACUUGGAUUAGUGCUUCUUUGACAAAUGAUGAUACUUGUCUUGAUGGUUUCAAAGAAAUUGAUGGAAAAGUUAGGUAUGAUGUGAAGAGAAAGAUUUCUAAUGUUGCAAAGGUUACAAGUAAUGCUCUUUACCUCAUCAAUCUACUUUACAACCGAGGCGGAUCCAGAAUCUGAA
Molecule: messenger RNA, 568 nt
Organism: Solanum verrucosum
Lineage: Eukaryota; Viridiplantae; Streptophyta; Magnoliopsida; Solanales; Solanaceae
Product: pectinesterase inhibitor 3-like
Exons: 1
Coding region: 49-567 (172 amino acids)
Biological process (GO): negative regulation of catalytic activity
Molecular function (GO): enzyme inhibitor activity
Source: RefSeq, a predicted model, not a curated record